Messenger RNA from Spirodela intermedia, 132 nucleotides. Lineage: Eukaryota; Viridiplantae; Streptophyta; Magnoliopsida; Alismatales; Araceae. The record is from the annotation of a GenBank genome assembly.
AUGGGUCACCGAGGCGGGAAGAAGGCGGCGGCGGAGGCGGCGGUAGCGGCGUCACUUGUGCUGGAGGCACCAUCACUGCGGCUGCUAAAAAAAGGGUUGCGCGGGCGAGGUCAUUUGGACGAUGGUGACUGA